AUGAAAUACAGAGAAAACAGUUCUAUGGUUCUCACAGGCCUAGAUAUUAAAUUUAAUGGUCAAGAAACUAUUGGUAUUGUCAGAAGAACAUACAAGUCUUCAGUAUGUGUAGCACUGUUUCGACUAGUAGAACGAACUGCUGGCACUAUCCUAAUAGACAAUGUGAACAUUGAAAGUUUGCAAGACCUAAGAACAAAAUUUUCUGUCAUUCUUCAAGACACCAUUCUGUUCAUAGGUACAAUAAACUACCAUUUAGAUCCUUUCAGCAACUGUACAGAUGAUCAGAUCUGGCAAGCACUUGAAAGAACUUUUAUGAAAGAUACAAUGUUAAAACUGCCAGGCAACCUACAAGCAGCUAUUGAAAAUGGAGGGGCACAGCAGCUACUUUGCAUGGCAAGAGCACUGCUUCAAAAUUCAAAAGUAAUUGAAGUUAAUUUAGUUGAGUAA
Messenger RNA from Gymnogyps californianus (California condor), 447 nucleotides. It is a transcript of the gene ABCC12, whose product is annotated as ATP binding cassette subfamily C member 12. Gene Ontology annotation, biological process: transmembrane transport. The record is from RefSeq and is a predicted model, not a curated record. Gene Ontology annotation, molecular function: ATP hydrolysis activity; ATP binding; ATPase-coupled transmembrane transporter activity. NCBI's taxonomy places the organism in Eukaryota, Metazoa, Chordata, Aves, Accipitriformes, Cathartidae. Gene Ontology annotation, cellular component: membrane.